AUUAAAGGAUAUGGGACGGGAACGUAAGAAUGGGAUGGGGUUCGGAAAAUUCGGUGUAUAAGAAGAGUAGGGGUUCUGCUGCGUUGUAAAUCUUGAAGAUCUUCAACACAUGUGAUAUUAUUUGAAUUCGCAUACAUUCAGUCAUACCUCAUCACAGCACCUCACACAAUCAAAGCUUUCCAGAAACUCCCAAACAAAUACGAAAAUGCGUACCUCCCUCUUUUCCAUCUCGACCCUCCUCGCUCUCCCUCUCACAGCCUUAGCCGAUUUCCACUACGGUUUCUCAGAUUACACAAUCACGACAGCCACAGGGAGAUAUGCCAUGAUUUUACCAGCGUCUCAGACAAACUGUACUGAGGCGUAUGAUUUCUAUCCCAAGGGACCAUUUGGUUUUGAGGUUCCCACGGGCCAGGUGAAGGUCGCCAUAUGCGGUGUAGAAGUCAAUCUCAACGUAAUUUCAGGCUCUUGGUACACAAGUUCUAGAAAUAUCCUAGAAGGCAAUUGUACAGCCGUUAACACGACGAACCCAACGGCUGGUGUGAGAACACCAGUUUGCAGGAUUGGUUACAACAGUGGCUCAAGCUAUACGGAUAUUUGGAGGUGUCCGGGAGCUGUUUGUAAGACUGAGUUGUAGGGAACGAAGUAGGAGUGUGAACCCGAGAAUAGGUGGCUGAAUAGAAUUAUAAUGGCAUUAAUAGCGGGAAAGACGUCGUCCAAACUAGAUGCUGCCGAUGUUGGCGAGCCGACGGUUGAAGUGGUAGACGAAAGCAUGGAGGCAUGCAUAUAGUCGUGGAUACAUAAAGUUAAUGUCGUAAAGUAAUGUAAUGAACAAAGACAAUGAGAAAUGAAUAAUGUCCGGAAUCUGUCUAUAUGAGGGAUAGAUUAUCAAUCCUUGAAUUCGAACUAUCCUAUUCCAACCGUUA
Messenger RNA from Botrytis porri, 923 nucleotides. RefSeq lists its product as uncharacterized. Bases 206 to 634 code for a protein of 142 amino acids. NCBI's taxonomy places the organism in Eukaryota, Fungi, Ascomycota, Leotiomycetes, Helotiales, Sclerotiniaceae. The transcript has 2 exons. The record is from RefSeq and is a predicted model, not a curated record.